CUGCUAAUCAAGUAUCACCAACCGAUAUUGACAAAACUCCACCAUCAACAACAGUAUCACCUGAUCAAGUAUUACCAAUCGAUAUUGACAAUACACCGUCACCAAUACAUCAAGACUUGGAUGAUUCUCUCUCUCCAUCCUCCCACCCAUUACAUGAGACCGAUGAUUUGGAAAAGCAAGGUGAUACUUUGGAAACAAAACCUGAAGAAGGAUCAUCUGCUUUUGAAAUCGAUGAUGAUCAAUGUGUAGAUAAUGAUGACCAUAUCGACAAGUCUGACAAGGACAUCGCUGGAAGUACGACAAACAUGACUUUACAACCAUUGGACGAGAAUACUGAAAUACAUUCAUCACAAAGUGGAGGUGAUGAAUUGAACGACAAUCAUGAAUUGCAGCGUAUGAUGACCACUGUUACGGAUAUGAACAGAAUAAAGGAUGAUAAGGCUGGGGAUAUGUUCAACAACGACGACUACAGUGAACCGAUACUGAAGUAUGAUCAUGACAAGGAAAGCAUACGCGAUGGCAACGAUAAUCGUGACUAUUAUACCGACCAACCUGACAAGGACCUUUGUCAAAGUACGGGAAACAUGACUUUACAACCGUUGGAAGCGAAUCCAGAGAUACAUUCAUCACAAGCCGAACGUGAGGAAUCGAACGAUAAUGAUCAAUUGCAACAGAUGAUGACCACUGAUAUAAAUACAGAUAUGGAUAAAGAAAACAAUGACGAAGUUGAUUAUGGAUCCAACGAUGAUGAUAAUUACAGUGAAGAGAUGCAAGGAUCUGAUGAGGACAAGGAAAGCCUAUACGACGACAAGGACGACUAUGACGCCGAUGCAUCAGUUAUGCAACGUGAAUCAAUGAGUGAAGAGGAUUGGAAUAUGCUUAUGACACGAAGAAAACAACUGCAAAUGGAACUUAACGAUGAUAUCAAACAAUUCUUUGGACAACAAGAGCUACCUGAAACUAAAGAUGAAAUACCAAUGGACCAGUUAUGGCAAACACUGAAAGAGAACCUAGGGACAAAAUUGGAAUUACUUCAUCUACCGGAAGGACAAAUCGUGAACGAAAUUACGGCUGCAUCCAAUGCUAUCAACAAGGCAACACGCGAUUUUAUACGCGAAAACCAUGACCCAGAUCGCCAACAACUUGCGGAAAUGUUUUGUGCCAAAAUGGUCAAAAUGCUUGAAGAACAUAUUCGGAACUUUGAAGAAUUACGAUUAUUGGAAAUAUUCUCGAGAAGAGGAUAUACCGAACUCAAGAACGCCAGAGCACAGUAUUUGGAUGUCAAGACGGACUAUGACAAAUUGCGAAAGACAUAUUCAAAACAAGUGGAAAUGAUGACCAAACAAAAGCAGAAAAAGAAGCUUUUACAAGGAUACAAGACAUUCUUCCAAGAUAUUCAAGACGUACUUGCUGAAUGAAUAAAAGGAAGAUCGAUGAUUGGACAUGGAAUAACCCCUCUCUUGAAAUUCAAAAAGUCCGCUUUGGGUCACUUUGCGAUCCCCUGUUAUUUUUUUUUUUCGUUUUUUUUUU
Messenger RNA from Halteromyces radiatus, 1530 nucleotides. RefSeq lists its product as uncharacterized. The record is from RefSeq and is a predicted model, not a curated record. The transcript has 3 exons. Bases 306 to 1418 code for a protein of 370 amino acids. NCBI's taxonomy places the organism in Eukaryota, Fungi, Mucoromycota, Mucoromycetes, Mucorales, Cunninghamellaceae.